UGCCUUCGUCGUGCACGCUGCCCGCGCGCGUCGCGAUCCACGACCACUCGUCGACCGCUGCGUCCUCGACCCGGCCUCGUCCCGCUGCCCGAACAAAAGCAGCUGUCGUGAUACAUAGAUGAAACACGAGUCACUAGAUGGUAGAAUGUGAAGGAUUGGACUGUGCCAGGUCCAAAGAUAAAACCAGCGGUUUUAGAAAAGAAACAAGAUUUCGUCCACCACGGCUUUUACCGAGAUGGUUGGAUUGGCGGGCGGGGGAAGUCACUUGUAUCCCUCGCCCCCCAUGCAACCAAAUCCAGAGUUGAGAGAGAUGACCGGGAUAGCGCCCAGCGCUCCAACCAGCGCCGAUGCCUGCUUAAGCAUUGUACACUCGUUGAUGUGUCAUCGUCAAGGUGGUGAAAGCGAAGGCUUCAGCAAACGAGCAAUUGAAUCGCUUGUGAAGAAACUUAAAGAAAAACGUGACGAGUUGGACAGCUUGAUCACUGCGAUAACUACCAAUGGUGCACAUCCAAGUAAAUGUGUCACUAUCCAAAGAACCUUGGACGGUAGAUUGCAAGUAGCGGGACGAAAAGGUUUUCCUCAUGUGAUUUACGCUCGAAUCUGGAGAUGGCCGGACUUGCACAAAAAUGAACUGAAACACGUGAAAUACUGUCAGUUCGCUUUUGAUCUGAAAUGCGAUUCCGUAUGCGUGAAUCCCUAUCACUAUGAGCGAGUGGUAUCUCCGGGCAUAGACCCGUUCUUUACAGACCUAUCUGGCCUGACGUUGCAAUCCGGCGUGGGUGUGGGACCCGGCGGUAGGCUGGUUAAGGACGAGUACACGGUCGGCGGCGGCGGCACGGCUGCCGCGGCGGCCGCCGCCGCGGUCGGAUCCGCGAUGGACGUGGACGGCGAGAUGAAUCAGACGAUUCAGCAUCAUCCGCCGGCUCAACCGACCGCCUCGAACAACGCGCAGCAGGCUCAGCAGGGCUUCAUACCGGGCUUACCACCGCCCAAUCCGACCAGUACUGAGGGUAUGUUUAGCGCCGGUGGGGGCGGCAAUAAUGGUAAUCCCCAUGCUAAACUGGACGACAAUAAUUGCCCCAGGCAAACCUGGAUUCCCACGCCUCAUCACUCGGCAGGCCGUAACAUGCAUCAUCCAGUAGUACAUCCAAUGAGUCACACCGUAGGUAGCCAGCAACAGUCGCUGAAUGCCGCGUCGAGCGGAACGUCCGGCGCGCAGAUUCUGAGUCCCGCGCAAGGACAAUCGACCGCCGACACGUUCUACAGCACUACCACUCCACCGCAGGAUAUCAAUCAACCUCCGACAGUCGACGCGUUAGCGGCUUCACUGGGUGAAGGACAGAGUUCUCCUGUGUCGCCUGUGCAUCUUCAUCAUCCGAACGGCUUUCCCGUGGGUACAGCACCAUACAAUUCCGGUGCGCCGCAAUGGACUGGUGCCAAUACUCUCACGUACACUCAAAGCAUGCAACCACCAGAUCCUCGACAUCUUCAUACAACGUCGUAUUGGGGAGGCCAUGGAAAUGACGUCAGUGGAAACAUCGGAGGAUUGCUCUCUACGCAACCAGCACCGGAAUAUUGGUGUUCCGUUGGUUACUUCGAAUUGGACAUCCAAGUUGGAGAGACAUUCAAAGUCAGCAGCGGUUGUCCCACAGUCACCGUGGACGGUUACGUGGAUCCGAGUGGCGGAAAUAGAUUCUGCUUAGGUGCCUUGAGCAACGUGCACAGAACGGAACAGAGCGAACGGGCGCGUCUUCACAUAGGGAAGGGCGUUGUAUUGGAUUUGAGGGGUGAAGGUGACGUUUGGUUGAGAUGCCAGAGCGAGCAUAGCGUCUUCGUACAGUCUUACUAUCUGGAUAGAGAGGCGGGCCGAGCACCUGGUGACGCGGUACACAAAAUCUACCCUUCGGCGUACAUUAAAGUCUUCGAUUUGAGGCAGUGUCACAAACAGAUGCGAGGCCAAGCCGCCACCGCUCAAGCCGCCGCAGCAGCGCAAGCUGCAGCUGUCGCGGGUCAUCUCACGCAUGGAGCGCCUAUCACCAAAAGUCUCAGCGCGGCUGCGGGGAUUGGAGUCGACGAUUUACGAAGACUUUGUAUCCUGCGUUUGAGUUUCGUUAAAGGAUGGGGUCCAGAUUACCCGCGACAAAGCAUAAAAGAAACUCCAUGCUGGAUUGAGGUGCAUUUACAUAGAGCGCUUCAACUGCUGGAUGAAGUGUUGCAUACGAUGCCCAUCGAUGGACCACGAGCAAUCGAAUAAUUCCAUCGAUUCGAAUUACGAGAGACGUGAAGAGAGCGUCACGAUGUUGUUGAAGUCAAGUGCGCAAGUGUAACAUAGCGUCGUUUGAACAAUCAUGCGAGUAAUUUUGGCUUGGCGAACGCGAGUGAGCGAACCGGACGGACCGGAAAUUCAUUCAGAAAUGAUUGAAACGCGAAAUUCGGCCGGGAAGCUCGGGGGAAGAGAUCUUGCGGAAGCUAUUUAUAUAUUUAACGACUCGUGAUAUAAUAACCUGUGUAGAGGACAGGGGUUCCCAAACUCUUCGACGUCCAUGUUAGUCCGUAGAGAUAAAGUAUAUGUAUAUUCUAAAUUUCUAUAUAUUUUGCAUGUGCAUAUUUUUUUAUCAUAGAGUAUACAUUAUGUAACUCGUCUCUAUUUUUUUAUUUGCAACUUUUGUUAGACAAUCGAAGAGAAGAAAGGGAAAGGCCAAUAUAUGUCAUCACAUAUGAUGCAUAAAUGACUUAUUAUUACAUUUGAAUUUUUAUAUGUCGAGCUUUAGAAGAUUUUUUGAAUCUUGUAUCAUGGUCGCAGAAUUUCUAUAAAUGGCGAGAAAAAUUCCCUUUGGGAUGGGAAUGAUUAAAUCAGAAAUCAAUAAUUUAAUUAUUAAUUUGUUUAAUAUACUUUAUUAAAUAAAGUAUUUAUUAUUUACACGUAAUAUUGCGACUGAAACAGAAUUUGAUGUAAUUUUUAUUUUUGUUACUAUUGUUUCUCAGCCAUAAUGAUCAUAUGGAGGAAUUGAAGCAUUUGUAAUAUGUUAUAUUCAUUAUAGUAUUUUACUUUAUAAUCCUAUAUUGAAAAAAAUUUAAAUUUUUUAAUAUUUGAUAUUCUGUUUGAAUGUUCUAUACGAUAAUACGAUUGUGUUUACACUCUUGAAUCAUAAAAUCAUUAUUUCUUAAAUAAGAAACUUUUUUUAUUUCAUAUAUUUUGAAUUUAAAUUUAUUGAUGUUUAAUUUGUUUUAUCUAAUUUGAUAAACUAAUAUACUUGGAAAAAAUGAGAUCAGGUUAUAUAUUGAAAAAGGAUUCCGAUUGAAAAGUUCGAUUUGAAAAGUGAUAUGUCGCUGAAUAUAUGAUAGUUCGAUGACAAGAAAAAAGGCUGAAAACUGUCAUUUCCCUUAUUCUUAUUUUCCUCUUCGCUUCGGUAGUUUUUUUUUUACUGGUUUGAGAACCCCUGCUGUAGGAUAAACUAUGUGCCACGGCCUUGCACUACCACCAACGUACAAAAGUGAAAGAAACGUUAUUUUUAUUUACGAGAUGUAAUUUUUUACGGAGAGAGACGACACAAGGCGUCUCAUCAACAGAGGAGCAGAAGAAAAUAGAAUGGCAGUCUUCUAUUUUGCUAGGCGCGCAAUGGGGAGAUUUCCUCGGCGGCGCGCAGUCCGUUAAGCUCACCAGUGAUACCAGUUUCAGAAUCAUUACAUAGUCACGACCCUGUUCUCCGAGAUUAGCUUUGUAAGAUAACUGAACUAUUGUCUACAUUUAUUACUUACCGCGAAAUGUUAAGCUCAACAUUUAUAUCGGACAAGAGGACAGUCUUGCUUUUCUGGAUUCCUCGACUUGUGAACGUGAGAUAAAGGAGUGUGUUAAAACUUACUUAAAUUCAAAGAGAGAAUAAUGAAUUUAUGAGCAAGUUUUAAAAUUUAAUAAUCCAAGCAGAACUGGAAAGGGAGAACAUCGAUGUUGAUUUCGAGCUUUCCUAUGAAAUUUAACAAUUAGGAUCUGUGCAUCCCGACGUAAACGUUCAAGGAUCUAGGAAUCCAGAGAUCUUGGACUCCAGGGAUCUCAGAACCCAGGAAUCUUGAAGUCCGAGGAUCUAGGAAUCCGAAGACGAUAAGAGUCCUAGGACAUUAAGAAUUAUCUUUACGCACGUGUAUACAGUAGGGAGAUCUUCUCUAAAGACACAGUAAUACAUUUCUGCCAAGUAGCAAGCAUAGAUAGCUCGUAAGGAUCACUCACGCAUACACGCAGUUAUAAUAAUCCUUCGUAAGGAUAAAUCCUUUUUGUAUUUAAAUUCGCAUAGAGGAAAUAUCAUGGUGUCAUACAUUUUUCUGAUUUGUGAAAGGAUCACACUUAGAAAACGUAUUUAUCACAGUUUAUAUCUAUAUUAUAUAGGCAUAGCUGUAGCGAUUAUAUUGGCAGAAAUUUGGUACAGUGGCGUUAGAAUUAUUUGUUUAUUAUUGAAUGGGUAACUUGUUUAUUGUCUGUUUUACAGUUUAUAACCAAAAACUAUUUUAUAUACAUAGAGAGACGAUUGAAGUUCUAUAAUGAGCAUACUUGUUCAUCUUUUUUUUUUAUUUCUUCGUUUCGUGAAAUAAAAUCUUUUAAUUUCUUAGUUA
This is a messenger RNA of Wasmannia auropunctata (little fire ant), 4605 nucleotides long. RefSeq names its product mothers against decapentaplegic homolog 4 (gene Med). Gene Ontology annotation, molecular function: DNA-binding transcription factor activity, RNA polymerase II-specific; RNA polymerase II cis-regulatory region sequence-specific DNA binding; I-SMAD binding. Gene Ontology annotation, biological process: transforming growth factor beta receptor signaling pathway; BMP signaling pathway; anatomical structure morphogenesis. Gene Ontology annotation, cellular component: heteromeric SMAD protein complex. The record is from RefSeq and is a predicted model, not a curated record. The coding region runs from base 236 to 2254 and encodes 672 amino acids. The transcript is spliced from 12 exons. Lineage: Eukaryota; Metazoa; Arthropoda; Insecta; Hymenoptera; Formicidae.